Molecule: messenger RNA, 1937 nt
Organism: Anopheles merus
Lineage: Eukaryota; Metazoa; Arthropoda; Insecta; Diptera; Culicidae
Exons: 2
Coding region: 512-1102 (196 amino acids)
Molecular function (GO): protein binding
Source: RefSeq, a predicted model, not a curated record
CCCACAGAACAGUUAUGUCAAGUCGAGAAAUAUCAUUUUGCUCUGAACAACUACAGGGUGAAGUUUAUAUUAUUACAAAUCGAAAUAGCACUUGACCGCACGUCCGAUAAAAUCGCAUCGGGUGAGAUCGUGGCAGUGCCCCAACAAACGUUGCGAACGGCUUACAAAAAUGCCCUAAUGCCGUGACUUGUCCCAUUUUGCAGUCAUUUUUAUUAUUUUCUGAGCCUAUAGUCAAACUAUCACAUCUUGGAAUUCGCUUUUUUGUAUUUAUUAAACGCCAGCAAAACAAAAGCUCAAAGUCGUCCAUUGCCAUUGCUAUCCGAGCAAGUCGAUGCAAAAUGUUACUUGGGUCAUUUUGAAAUGUCAUUUUGAAAGCCCGCAGUUACAACGGCGUACACUUUCACGAAAUUCUUGCAACUCAUGGUGAAGCAUUUCGUAGAACGCGUGUGUGAGCUUGCUUUUCACUAUUUGCCGAUCUGUGCCUUUCCAAUAAAACGUAAACCGCUUGAAAAUGGAACAGGGGACGAAACAUGGCACCCUUUUUUACAAUGAUGGAAAAGGUAUGUGGAAACUCCUGGGAGCGGUAAAAAGUCAACGCAUUGGAAUUGGUAAAAAUCCCAUCAACCAUAUUGUGCUGGAGGUACCGCAUGCGGAUAUAAUUCACUGCGAGAUUACCCUAAAGGAUAAUGUGGCUAUGAUACGCAACUUUUCAUACCCCAAUCCCAUCCGUGUGAACGGUUUGAAGGUGUACCAUGAAACUCAACUCCGCAGUAAGGAUACGAUCCAGGUGGCGGGAUUUAUACUGCUUUGGUACCACGUAAAUUCCCUUGAUGAAUGGUGGCGUCUGAUGCAAUUCGGCGACGAUAAUCGUCCUACGCAGAAUAUAGUUAGAGCAUUUUUGACGCUCAACACUGAUAGGAAUGCUAAACUACGAUUUUUUGGUUGUGAUAUGCCUCCGGCGCAAAUCCUACCGGAUGGGACGCUUUGCAAACAGGAGAAGAUGAUGAGCGUGCAGGCACUUAAGUUGCAGAAGGAAAUCAACCAUGCGGUGAUAAUCAGCAAUUUUUAUAAUGUGGACAUGGAGGAACUGGUAGGAAUGUGACCUGUAGGCAGAGGACGUGAAGGAAGCUGGUGAGCAGAAGAAUGAGGAGUAGUAAAUUAAUAUUAGUGUCUGGACGGAACGACGGCCCAAUACGGCCGAAUUUAGGACCAAUAGAUGACAGGCCAGAACAAGGGCGAGAACGAGCUGGGUGAGGAGUGUGGCAAACAUGCCCAGGACCCAGAAGGUUGCUCCGAUCAACUCAGUUGCAAUUUCUCACCAUUCAUGUUAAUUUUUUCGUAAAACUGAACAAAAAUAAUAACAAACAUUGAGGGAACCUCAACAAACUGUCCCUGCUCUUUCCAAUCUUUUGAAUAAUCUCAGAACCGGAUGUGGAUCACUCCUCAUUUACCAUGCUUGAUUGCUCGGCGCGUGUAUAAAUCAUCCUAAGGCUAGCGAAUAGAGCAGCAUGCUCUGAAUGUACCAGCGUCAUAGAACUUGCUAGAUGCGUCUGCCACAAUCGCACCAAAGGUCAUAUUCGUGGGUGUAGUCAUCGCCGGUGCAAGUAACUUCCAGCGAUAAGAUAAAGCUAAAACGAAAGCUACUAGCUUAGCUCACAACGGCACCACUUGCCCACACCGGAAAGGGUUCAAUAUCGGCGAUUUGGAUAACUUGGCAGCAACGUUGUGCACAUUGCACAGCCAUGCUGGCUGACGCCCUUGAUUACUCUCUUGAAUUCUAAUAAGAAAUAGAAUGUAAUAUCGUAAAAUAGAAUUAGAACAAGAUCACGUGCAAUGGAGCUGCCCUGCUUAGCCUGUUUUAUUACAAGAUUAAAUUCUUCGGAGCUUAUUACAGGAACAUCUCAAACAAUGUAACAAUUUACAAACAAUCGAAACAU